Messenger RNA from Trichoderma reesei QM6a, 2220 nucleotides. RefSeq lists its product as uncharacterized. Gene Ontology annotation, cellular component: nucleus. Lineage: Eukaryota; Fungi; Ascomycota; Sordariomycetes; Hypocreales; Hypocreaceae. The coding region runs from base 1 to 2220 and encodes 739 amino acids. The record is from RefSeq and is a predicted model, not a curated record. The transcript is spliced from 2 exons. Gene Ontology annotation, biological process: regulation of transcription by RNA polymerase II. Gene Ontology annotation, molecular function: DNA-binding transcription factor activity, RNA polymerase II-specific; RNA polymerase II cis-regulatory region sequence-specific DNA binding.
AUGGCUUCGUCCAGCUCCAUCGCCAGGGGAGCUGUCACACCCGACAAGAGCUCUAUCAGUGGACAUGUGAGGACUGCAGGCGACAUAGCGAGCCAUGCCCUGGCGAGGAGCUUCGAGGCGCUGCGAGGGUUGGCGCUCGGGGGCGGGAGCAGCAGCAGCAGCAGCAGCAUCGGCGUGCAAGCGGGUGUAGGUCUGGAUGGGGAGGGCUAUGGAAAUCGAAACGCGAGACGGAUUGCCAUUGGGAACAGCCUCGAUUCCAGGACUAUCCACAAUGGCCUGCAUCUACAAAAGCGACAUCUUGGCGGCGGUGCAAUUGCUGGAAUCACGGUCGGUGUCGUUGUUGCGGUUGCACUGCUGGCCAUCUGUCUCUAUCCGUGCUUCCUCUAUCUCAAACGUCGCCGGAGCGCCCAGUCGCAUCCAGCGUUCGAUGCUGAGGCAGGCAUUGCUCCCCACGCCGGACACGGCAGCAGCGCUUCUGGCGGAGCAAACACGCCUCCAAAGCGCCUCUCGUCGAGCGAUUCGUAUAGACACAGGGGCGAGUUGACGCGCGGAGGAGAUGGAGAUGGAGGAAGCGCUGAUUACGGCAAUUGGGAGGCUUCUAUCGACGGCGGCGGCGUCAACAAUGGCUAUUCUUAUCCCCUCAGCGCGGCGUAUCUGCAGCCUGGGGAUCCUGGGCUUGUCGACAGCAACAUUGCUGAAGAACACCGAGUCAAGGCUCAGCCGUUUCCGCUGUUGGGAUGCGAAGACGGCGAGUUCGCACCGCCGAUAGCAGACGAUCACCAGCCCGGCGUGCUCAAGGGAACCAGCGCCGACUACUACAGCCCCCAUAUCCCAUCCGAGGCCUUUGGCAUGGUUACACAGCCCGACGCGGCGCUUGACUCGCCCGUCCCGCCACCCUCUUCACGUUCCAGCUCUCUUCGCCAGAACAUGAUGCAAAUCUUCCGCCGCAAGACGGGCAGAGACGCAACCAUAGACUCUACCAUCUCACGGACAACCAUCCCAGAAGGGGCCGCAGCGUCUCACCUUGACGGCGCCACUCCGCUGCAGACGCUUAUAACCACGGGUGACCGAGUCGAUUCUCCCACAAACAUAUCGGCUGCCUCCCUGCCCCUCUCACGCUCGCCCUCACAUCAGCGUCCCAGCGCUGAGGCCGCGCCUGGAGCGAGCUUGGCGCCGGCCAGCCCGCCCACCAGUAAUGCGCCGGAGCCCUCCUCCAAGGCCACGCCUCCAGAGUCUCCUCCAUUCCCGGCAUAUCAUCAGUUCCGAAAGUCUCCCUCGCCGCCUAUCGCUGCCCCCGGAACCGUGAAUCCCAUGGACAUCAUGCCCGCCUCUACGGAAACAGAGGUCUGGCAUAGGACCGAGCACCAACUCUACGAGGCCUUCCACAAGGCGUCGACGAGCGAUCCAGUCGCGGUUCCGGCGCAGGAGUCGUCUGCCAUGCCGUCCCCUUCUCCAACGCCUCCCGAAUCGCAGCCCCAACCUCAACCGAUAUUUACCAUACAAUCACCCGGCGCAACCAGUCACACCGGACUCACUCCCGACUACAUCAUCAACUCGAACAACACCGACACUAAUACCAAUACCAAUACCGCCCAAAUUAAUCAAGCUCAGUCCUACCACGACAACGGCGAUGUCGCUAUGCUAGAAGCACCUCUCCCUCCAAACCACGACCACAGCUUGGCAGCCCCGGACGGCCGGCACGCGAGCUACCCCUCCGACCAUUCCACCCCUCUCCCCGGCCCUUCGUUCACCGAUGUUUCAUCACAGAACACGCCCUCGACUCAACUAGAUACCCCCUCCCCCGAGUCCAUGGGAAGUUCUGAUUUCCGACACAGCACGUCGCCACACUCUGGCGCCGGCAGCCACUCCCCCAGGACUGGAGUCUACCGAUGCGAUGAGCCUGGUUGUAACCAGGCUUUUGAUCAACCACAUAAACUCAAGCAUCAUCAGCGAUAUCAUAGCAAAGACCACAAGUGCCCUUAUGCUGGCUGCGGCAAAGGUUUUGGCACCAAGACCCAUCUGCAGAGGCACAUCAAUGACCGGCAUGAGAAGAAGAAGAAAUUCCAUUGCUCUGUCGUUGGGUGCGAUUACUCCAGAGCCGGGGGCAAGGCUUUUCCUAGAAAGGAUAACUGGAAGCGACACAUGAUUAAGAUACACAAUAUCGAGCAGCAGCAGCUGCCCGAGCCGAUUGAAGUCGACAUGGACCUUGACGGGGUAUGA